GUUUGAAGGUGCCGACCUGACGAUAAUCAAAGUUAGCCGACUGAAUAUGGGGACCUACCUGUGUAUUGCUAAUAAUGGAAUUCCUCCAACUGCUGUCAGAAAAGUAAUGCUACACGUACAUUUUCCUCCAAUGAUAUCGAUUCCAAAUCAGCUGAUCGGUGCGUCAAUAGGAGAAGAUGCUACUCUGGAUUGCAAUACUGAAGCAUACCCUAUGUCCAUAAACUAUUGGACUAAAGAGAACAGUGUAAUGAUAGUUUCAAAUAGUAAAUACAUUACCAGUAUACAGGAUAAUACGUACAAAGUGCACAUGAAACUGACUGUAGUGAGUGUGCGGCCCGAAGAUUACGGCACCUACAAAUGCUCAGCAAGGAAUUCAUUAGGUACUACAGAUGGAGCUAUCAGGCUAUACCAAAUAUACGACUCUCAACAUUUCAUCAGCGAGCCAACGACAGCGAGAACAGAAGCCGUUAAGGGGAAAGGUCCACCAAUGCAAGACGAUUCUCUUACCAAAGAAUUAGAUGGAGAAGUUGAACCACCUAUACAGCGCCCUAGUGUAUCAGAAGGUGCCUCCUGUGCUGCUGCAGUGGAGUCCGUCUACAUAUACCUCUCGUUUUUGUUGAUAUUCGCGAGCGCAGUGGUGUGGCUACCUUUGUCUUAAGAUGAAAUUCAUUACAUUAUGAAGAAAAAUAACCUAUCAAAGCACUGAAGUGUAUAUCCGUUGAUCAAAUGCAACAGCCAGAAAGGAGCGAUCGCUCCUUUCAUUUAUAAUGUCUAUCAAAGAAAGAAUUCAUGUACCAAAUGCAAGAGGAAAAGAAAUCAAAUUGUGCCACUCCUGACGCCUAUCAAUGAGAGGAAAUUCUGUCAAUAAAAGUCAUCGACAGGAUUAAUUGCGAUAUAUUUAGAACUGCGAUAUAAAGUGGAUUUGAGCUUUCAAAAUUAGUGCUAUAAGCAAAGAAAGUUUUAAAAGCUUACUGCGGCUUAUUUAGGAGCCUAAAAGAUAUAACCUCUCUGAGUAAAUAUUUGCUGGUGUUAUUCAACAUCCACUUGCUUGAAAAUUAACGUCUAAAACAUUCCAGUUGCGUUGUGUUGUUGAGAGUGCAUGACAAAUAUUCAGAAAAAAAAAUUGAUUAUUACUAGUGAAUCUGAAACAAAGAAAAGAUCUGAGAACUAUAUUUUCUCCUCGAUAAUGUGCAUUAUCCCUUUAGAUGUAAACUCUGAAAGAAUAAUAAUCAUAGAUGGCAAGUAAUAAUUUCAUACAAGAACAUUUGAAAAUUAUAAAUUGCUUAGAAAUUGUAAACAAUAAUCCGCUCUUUAAAGCGGUAAAGUUGCUGAAACUGAAGUAAUAAUGCUAAUAAAAUUGCAUUUGUUCCGAGGUUUGUUCAGAAAUAUGCUCAACUGUGGUGAGAAAAAUAGGCAUUUUCUUAUACAAGAAGUUCUAAUUUCAGUCGCAGGCAAAAUAGGAUAUCUACAUUUAUAAUUACUGUAAUAUAAGCAGUGGCAUUAAAUCUGUUUUUCUUUGCUGCAUUAUUCAGAAAGUUUUAUACCUCAGUAUUAGUAAUUUUUUGCGAAAAUGUGAUCAGGCCGAAACAAUCGUGGAAAAAAUUUUUAUAAUUAAAUUUUAUACAAAUAAUUAGGAACAAUACUUUUAUUGGUGGAUUUAAAAACGUUUUGUGUUAUUUUGUAUUGUGUUUAUGGAUGAAUGUCUGAGUAACCAACUUGUUCUAUUUAAUAUAAAUUAGUGUCUAAAUAUUAUAUAUUGUUUAUAAAAAUGGUCGAAUGUACUAUAUUAUAAAUUAUUUUGAGAAAGAACUAGCUUUAUCUAUCUUUGUGUAUACAAACUGUUAAAAUGUUAUAUGAUAAGGUCAUUGUAAGCAUAUGUAAAAUGUAUGAAGAACUAUUUAAAAUGAUUUUUUAAGUUUUAAGAUGCAUUCAAUAUAUACAUUAAAAUAACCUCAUUAAUCAUUUUGAGUACAAGACACUAAAAUUUACUUUUAUACAUAUUUUCUUUAAGAAAUUUUAUAAAUGGCUAUUUUAUUUCUCAUGAGUGUAAUUAACUCUAAAAAUACAGCAUAAAAUUUAGAAAACGUGUGCUCUACUUGAUGAGAUUGCAUAAUUGCUUUCAUAUUUGGAUAAAAAAUUUUAUAUCCAAAUAUGAUACUUAAUUUUUAAAGCAGUUCAACAAGAGAAUACUUCUGCAAGAAUUUUCAUAUUUAAUUAAAAAUUAAUUAUCAAACAAAAAUGCUCAUUAUAAACAUAUAUAUAUGAUUGUUUAAUUUAAUUCUCUUUGACCUGCUUGUUUAUUUAUAAAUACAUAACAUGAAAUUAACAAACGUAGCUUUUUUUUCAAGUAAUGGUUUCUUAUGGUUUCUAGCAUCAAAUUACUAGUAAUACUUUAUUUUAUAUUUCACAAUUGUUGAAAGUGACUUUCAUUCAACUGCAUAGCAGAAGUAAUCUACAAUUUAAUUUAUCUGUCUACUUGUUUAUGUAUAAUGUAUUCAUUUUACUAACCUUUUUUUCACUCAAUAUUUUUUUUUUUCAUCUUCGCUUCCUUUAGACUUCACUUUUAUAGGAUCAGUAAUUUGAAUAAUAAAUUACUAUAAAAUUUAGCAUAUCUGUAUUACAUUUUUAUUAUUAAGUUACCCAUAAAUACCCAAUUAAGUGAAGAAUAAAGCGUUUUUUUUUUCAUUUUAAGUAGUAAUUCAAAUGUUAUAAAAAUUAUUUCUGUGUACGAAAAAUCAUGAAAUAUAUUCGUUGGUAGAUUUCCACGAAAGGAAAACUGUGAAAAAAGUAAUUUUUCAAAUACUUAAUGAACAGACAUUUUUAAAAAAGCUAUCUUUUUAACUCCUACACAUUAUUAUGAAUGAAGAAUAUUUAAAAAUUUUAACUAAUUGCUUUACUACGUAUUAGGAAAUAAAACUGAGUAUGAAAAUCUAAAAAACCAACAGACAAAAAUAAGUUAUAAAAUAUAUGAAAUGCUGCACUGCAAACUCAAAUAGCUUUAGAAAUUUAUUUAAAUAUUAGGUGUUAAGGAUAUGUAUUGAAAAAGUAUAAUGUUUAACCUUUUUAAAAAGGAAAUCAUUUAAAUUUUGAAACUAGUUUUGUAUGUAAAUGAGAAAAUAUUCUUUUUUAUAAUUAGUAAUAUUUGGAUAUUUUUAUGAAUAUAACAUUUUGUUCUUAUUUGUAUUGUGUACUGUGAAUUUUCUUAAAUAUUUUCCGUUUUCAUAUUUGAUUUUUUAAAAAAACAGUAUGGACUUUUCGGAAAACUUUUCGGAAGAAAGACUACAUCUGUGAUGGUAUUUAACUUGAAUGGAUAACAACAUAUUUUACAUGUGUAAAACAGUUACUGUGAAUGAUUACACAAGAAUAUGGAAAAAAACCUAUAAUAUGUUUGAAUAACUACACACAGUGUAUCACGUUAGUACCUUUGUCAAUGCUUCAUAUACAAUGUUUUGUACUUUACACUGUAUGUUUAUAUAUUGCUGUCUCUAUUGUCCGAGUGCUGUGUAAAAUGUCGUUGUUAAAACACACUUUAUGCAUCGUUACAAUGUUAUAAAGAGUUUAUAUGUUGGAUAUUAAAACGACCUUUACAUUAAUUGUAAACAGACCAAAUUUUGGCAGCUGAGAGACGACAAAUGGGAUAGUAACUUGGUGGGAUCCUUUCAACUUAGCGAUUAAAAACCUCUUGCAACAUUAUUGCGUUAUUCACUUCAGCUGAUAGACUUAACUUAUCAGAAUUAAUAAAAACGAUAAGUCGAAAAAUAUAAUGACGAAUCGAUAAAUCGGUAAUUUUUUUUAAUUUAUCGAUUUCAGAAAUGAAGAUUACCAGUUAUGAAAUAAAAUGGUUCACUUAAUAAAAUUAGAGAUUUUGCUUAGUUUCGUGACUAAUUCCUUUAAAAAGACUUCAAAAAUUUUAAUAAUAUAUUCAUUAAAUUACCUUUCUAAAUUGUGAGAUUUAUAAUUAAAACUUAGACAGCAUAGAGCACAAACUUAAUAUUUGUAAUUUUUUCUUCUCUUUUAAGUGAGACUACAACGCAUUUCGUCACGUAUUUUCCAUACUAUUUUUAUUGCUUGCUGACUCAAUUAUGAAGUGAAAAAUAUACAUAAAUUCUUUUCAGUGUAAGGCUAUAUAAGCAUUUGUUUUCAAAGAUUGUUUUGAUUAAUAAGAGAAGUCACAGCUUUAAAUGAGAGAUUAAACAUUAAAAAUUUCACCUGCACGUUUAUAAAAUUUUUCUUUUCAGUAAACAGCGUGUUAUAGUGCAUUUUCACUGAGGAUUUUAGAAACAGAAAAGUGAAUACAAUUGAGUAAUAGUAUGUAUAAAUUGGAGCAGAAUCCAGUAAAAUCAAAAUAAUAAAAUUAGUUUGCUUAGCCGCAUUAUUAAAUAAAAUAUUAAAUGGAUUUUUACUUUCCUGGUUUAAUCAGGUAAUUUUCUUGUCCGACGCUGUUCAUAGACAAUGACAUUCCUAAAAUAUUACCAGAUAAAAACAUAAUAUUCUAUGGAAUUAAAAUGCUAGUUUCCUUAAAGUUCUUUUAAUGAAUUUUCAUGUCUGCAAACUCAGUUCACAUUUUUUAAACAUAGCCGCAGUAGUUUCUCUCUGUAUAUCAAGGUAGUAGUUACCUUCAGUUGGCCACUCUGUGUAAAUCUUUUCAAAUGCAUUAUUGAAAGAAUGUUUUAUGAAUUAAAAAGUGUUAGAGUGAAGCUAAACCCUGAGUAUAAAACCAUAUUUAUUCGAUUUUUUUCAUUUCUCCAUUUAAAUGACCGUAUCUGAAACAUAAAAAAAUUAAAUGCGAUGAAUAUAAACUAAAGAAAAAUGUGUAUGGAAAUAAGUAAUAUUAUCUAUAUUAUCUGAAAUAUUAUGAAGUACUUUUUAAAGUGAAUAAGGAAACAGUCUAAUUUUAAGUUCUAAUUUAAGACAAUAAAAUAAACAUAAUUUUAUUUAAAAAUAUUAUUGAGAAGAUUAAUUAAAGAAUAAUUAUUUCAUAAUCAAUGGUUGUUCUUCUACGUAAAUUUCCUAAAACUGAACGUAUUUAAACGUAAAUUGAUGUUUUCAAUCAAAGACAACAUAUUAAUUAAAUUUGCAGAAGAUAAUCACUUCAAACAGGAAGGAAAACAAAUAACGAAAUAGAAUGAAAAAAUAAAUUUUAUUUACUGUAUAAUUUUGCAUUUUUAUUAUUUAAGAAAUAUACCAAAAUCCAAGCAAAUGAUAAUUUGUAUAUAUUAAUCUCUGAUUUUGGUUUUGCUUAGAGGUAAAUAUAGGGAAAAAGAAUUUAAGAUUUGUUAUCAAAACAUUAUCUUAUCUUAUUCAAGAAAAAAGUAUUUGUAUCUGUCUCAGCUCCAUAAAAAUUACAAAAUGUUUUAAAUUAUAAACCAAAGUUUAAAUAAAAGACUUUUCGAAAUCGCUAACUCGAAAGAUAUGUAAAUAUUAAUUCAUAGUUAAAUGAAAAAUAAUAAAUCUUCCCUUAAUAUUAUUAUAUAAGUAACUGGACUUUUCUGCAGCAAAAUGUUCUUUAAUUUAAACUUUUAGUAUUUCCAGGAACAAACUUGCGUCUGUUGAUACUGAAAUUUAUUUUUUAUUUCAUUAAAAAAUAAAUUUCAUUGUAAUUAUGUUUCUCAAAAUAUGUAUUAAAAGAAUACCGACCUAUUAAAUCUUAAAAAAGAUUUUUUAAAGCUGAGACGAAAUUUAAUAUUGGUGCACGAAAUGCAGUUUAUAAGUUAAUGCAAACACGCAAGAGCAAUUUAAUAUUACGAAGUAAUGGCAUAUUUGAAAUUCCAAAAUAUAUCAGAAAAAUUUUCUAUUUGUUGCAGGCAUAUAUACAUGUAUAUAUGCAUGGGUUAGCAUUCUAAAGCAAUCUAGCAGUACAUACAACUUGCGUCUUAAGAAAACAGAUGAUUUCAGUACCUUAGAAAUUUCAGCUUUAGAUGAUAUUUUAUAUCACAAGUUUAGUGAUGCGGAAGGUAUGUUUGUCAAGAAAAACUAAGUAUACAAGAUGCAACUUUUAUUCUUAAGUAUGUCACAAAAAACGCAUCUGUGCGAUUUAUUCAGAGAUAAAUUAUAGUAACCUCUUUCAUAAACUUCAAGAAUACAAAUGUAACUAUAAACUUCAGUCCAUUCGUAUAUUUAAAGUACAUAGCUUUGUAUAACAGAUUUAUGAUGGAUUUUACAUUUUUAAGUUUUUGAAUUGUCUGAAUAUAAGGAAUCAUUUACAGUUUUAUAUAUAAAAUGUAUCCAAUUUUGAAUCUUUUCCAAUAAAGACUGGAACCUACUCAUUUAUCGUGAAGCUAAUUUGUAUUAUAUUUUCAACAGAGGUUAAGUUGUAUGAAAAAAUAUUUUAUCCAAAUGUAAUAUUUUAAAUAGGUAUUCAAAAUGAUAAAUUAAUUGCAAAUUAAUUUAAUGUGUACAUGUUCUUAUGUUUUAUUUCUUUUAAUAUAAAAGUCGCGAAGUUAUAGCCCGGUUUUAAGCUUCAUUUCGUAUUUGCUUGACAACUGAUAAUAUGUUAUACUAGCAAAAAAGAAAAAGAAAUAGCUAAUCAAAUUUUUCUACUCAGUAAUAUUACAUCAUAAACUCCAAAUACGAUAAGCGUUUUUAAGCGAAGCAACCAAUAGUUACUUAUUUCAUCUGUUAUCAUGAAUAUAUAUUUUGAAUUCGAGGGCACAAUAAUUAUUCUGGCAUUUUUAAUUAUUUCAUCUCUUUCCCCUCACAAAUAAAACAGAAUUUUUUCGCUCUUAGGUAAUUUUCUUUGUAAAGGAAUUCUAUGCAUAAUUCUUUAAGGAAAGUUCAUGAAAUUAAAAAAAAAAAAAAUUUUUUUUCAGUUGACCUAAUAUAUUAAGACUCAUAACACAGGGCUGAUUGUAAAGUUUUAAGUCUGCCUUUUCGUCUCCUUUUCAGGAUCAACACCCUUGUACUUGGUAUUAUGAAGGUCAUGCAUCAUCUAUUGAUAUUUGCAGAAUUAAAGUUUUGAGAUAAGAUCACAAGUUGACAAGUAAUUAAAGUUGAGUAUCCUCAGUUCAUAAGCAUUUCACUCUUCUUGCAUCUUUUUAGUGAGAGUUUCGAGAAAUAUUUUUAUAUUAUAUGAUAUAGGGCACGGAAUGGGUCAAUAUUCUGCAAUACAGUUUUCGGCUUUCUUUCUUGCCAACUCAUUGAUAUAUUUUACAGCAUAAGGUUUCAUCCAACAAAUAUUGACAAUAAUUUUUUUUUUUUAAUUUCUAAAUGAAUAACCCAAGUUAUCCUUAAAGCUGGAAAAUAAAAUUAGCGAAAAGAAGUUUCCUUGAAAUUAUAAAGUGAAAAAUACUCCCAGCUGUAAUAUAAAGUGUAUAUCACCUCUUUUAUCCUUCUUCAGACACUGUAAAAAGUGCAUCUCAAUAAGAAAAAUUAGAGAAAGACAGAGUUUUUGAUUGUGAAUAAAAGAAACUGUCUUAAAAUUUUGCUAUCAGCCUACCUACCAUAUUUUAAUUAUAAGAUCGAAAAGACAAUGUAUAAGCAUUUUCCAAAUUUAGUUAACUUUCUUAUUAUUUUGCCUGAAUUAAACUUUAUUUUCAGAAUAUUUACUUAUGCAGUUAAUAACACGUAAAUUCCGAAGUCUGUGUGGAACGGAAGCUGCUCUCAUAAUCUAUUCGUAGAACAUUGAGCGUAAAUGAAUAAUAUGAGUUGAAUACAAAAAAUAAUGAUAAUAGUUGAUGUUUUUAAGAUAAACGUUAAAUGUGGUGGGUUUGCAAGUUAAAGAAAGCAUUUUUCUUCCGUUUAAAAGUUUGAAAAUUUUAAACAUAAUUAAAUACAAGGAAUGAAUGCCACAUGCACAUUAAUUUAUGUUUUGACUGAUUUUUAAUUUUCUCUUUAUUUCGUGUUAUUCAAAUACGGUAAGAGAUGCGUUCAGGAAAACAGGUACUUAGACUUUAUCUGCUGCCAAUGGUAAUUUUUCCUAACAGUAAAUUAGUUUCGGAUAUAAUUUUAAGCAUUUCAUUUUAAUAAAUUAUUAAAUAAAUAUUGAUAAUAUUGCACUAAAAAUUAUUUGUCUCCCUCCAAAAGUAUCUGAUUUUAAAGCAGAUUGAAUAACUCACAAACAGUUCCUGCAUUUUCAGUUUUGCUUGAGCACGCCAGUAGUUUUGCCCUUAAAUGGAUUUUUGGUGAUUUAUUAAUAAUCAAGUUAUCAAAAUAACUCUUUUUCUAGGGACACUACCAAGUCAGCGCAGUUGCCUAUUAUUAUGCUUUACUCACAGCUCGGACUUCGUAAAACUAUGUCUUCCACUCUUAACCAUCAACACCUUCGCUUUGAUGUUUUCCCUUUUAGAGGAUAAGCUAUGAUUGGUUAAAAAUAAUGAAGGAAGUAAUUUGUGUGGAAGGUAUGUCAUUAUGACGUAGCAUAGAAUCCCGAGACUGAUGGGCCGCCAAAAGUUUUAUUUUUGUAUUACUGUGUAUUAUAAAUAUAUACCUGUAAAUAUGUAAGUGUUGUGUACAGAUGAAUAGUGAAAUAAAAGUUUAACCCAUGA
Messenger RNA from Stegodyphus dumicola, 8483 nucleotides. RefSeq names its product lachesin-like. The record is from RefSeq and is a predicted model, not a curated record. Gene Ontology annotation, cellular component: neuron projection. Lineage: Eukaryota; Metazoa; Arthropoda; Arachnida; Araneae; Eresidae.